AUGUCACUAGUUGUUCUAAGAGUAAAGCGAAGACUAGAAGAAGAAUCCCUUCCUGAACUGCGAGUUGCAUACAAGAAGAAGCGAGUUGAAACAGAACCUUUCUUGGUAGACGCUUCUAAUGGCUGCUCGGAAACGGUGUUCAGUUUGGCUGGGUCGGUGGUCUCUGGUAGUUCGCAGCCGCUGCGAGAUCAGAUAAAGUCGGUUCUACCGCCCGAACGGAUUUCUGGCCCGGCUUCCGUUUCUACGGUGGUGGUUGCUAACCUUGUGCCCAGAAGAGGGGAUGAUGGUAAUGACUGCUAUUUAUUUUCGAAGAACGAAGUGACGAUGACGCCAAUUGAACAAGAAGCUGCUGUGAAUUGUGGUUCUUUACCUGGGUUUUCGGAAGAUAUUUUCAUGAACGGAAGGAUGCAUAAUGAAGAUCAUUGUGCACCUUUUGAGGAACACCAAGAUGCACCCAUUCUAUGCAACGACCAGCUUUUGCUAAGAGUUAGAAAUCUGCUACGUAAACUUCCGAUCGGUGACGACGAAAAAAUGGAUAAUAGCGAGCUCAAUUACGCCUACGAUUUCUACGUUUCUAAGCACUCCGAAAACAUAAGAGAGCCAUUGGAAGACGGGGUGGAUGAGCUGAGCGAAUCGGCGGAUUUUCUGGGCGAAAUGAUUUCGAUCAAUGACAGGAAUCUGCUGCUUUUCGACAUCGAAAACGACGAUUCAGAGUGCGAUUUUUCCGGUAGUGACGAAAGCAACAGAACUAUAGACUAUCCGGAUGAAGAGAGUAUUGAAGGGGAAGAUUCAUCGAGCUGUUUUUCUGACUAUAAUUAA
Soboliphyme baturini is the source of this 819-nucleotide messenger RNA. The record is from the annotation of a GenBank genome assembly. NCBI's taxonomy places the organism in Eukaryota, Metazoa, Nematoda, Enoplea, Dioctophymatida, Soboliphymatidae.